Molecule: messenger RNA, 13365 nt
Organism: Branchiostoma belcheri (Belcher's lancelet)
Lineage: Eukaryota; Metazoa; Chordata; Leptocardii; Amphioxiformes; Branchiostomatidae
Product: dynein heavy chain 3, axonemal-like
Exons: 78
Coding region: 7-13053 (4348 amino acids)
Biological process (GO): microtubule-based movement
Cellular component (GO): dynein complex
Molecular function (GO): dynein light intermediate chain binding; minus-end-directed microtubule motor activity; ATP binding
Source: RefSeq, a predicted model, not a curated record
CCAAAUAUGACAAAGAUGAGGCAUUCCCCAGAGAGAUCGUACAGUCCUGGUGUCUACCAACAGCUCUCCUACAGCCCUGAUGGCUCCGGUGCACUUACAAAGAGCUUUGUCAAGUAUCAGCCUCAACGCCCAGACAUCAUCUCACACCUGCCUCCUCUGGAUGCUCCACAGGGGACACUGAGUGAUCGACCAAAGAUUGUUCAGACUGGCGCUCGGACCAAAGCUGCACCACAGAAGGAAGAGAGAUAUUUUAGACAUGUUAGUGACUCCAUUGCAAACAACUACAGUCCCUCAGCAAGAGACCUCACAACCUCAGCUAUCUAUGAGCUGUACAAACACCUUGAAGCGGAAAAGUCCUAUCACGCCCAUAGCAGGAUAUCCCUGUCCCCACGGCCGCAUUCACCACAGUAUGAUGGGCGCAAGGGAUUCUCACCAAGAAGAGCUGUUGGCGGCUUUGGCCAGAGGUCUAAUGGAGAACCACUGUCCAAGAGUCACCCAGCCCUUGGCUUCCAAGUACUUUCAGGAAAGGCCAUGGAGGGACAUAGCUAUGGACCCAAAGUUCAUAAGUCAAAGGUUGUAUCCCAAAGCCUUCCCCCUAUCAAUGGCAAUGCCAAGUCAGAGACAGCUCUUGGUUUCAGUUCAGGAUUUAGCGUUCGUGAAACCAGAGUUACGGAGAGGUACGACAGGAAAGCACGGACGAAAAGUGUGGAAGGCCUUUUCCUCAAUGGCUCGGCAAAGAGAACUAGGCUGAUAUCUCCAACCCAUAGCCCUGACUUCAGUCAUUCUGUUGUUGGAAACACCAAUGGCCAUCAUUUUGACAUGGACGGGCAGGGAUGGGGUAGCCCUGACUUGGAAAGAAACAGGAGUGGCUUGUCUCCACGCAAUGACAGAACUAAAAGAGCACUCUCCCAGGCCUCUCAAAAUGGAGAAGGUGGAAAGGAGCACUUUUCAGGUCUGUACAUCAAAACUGGUUCCAGCCAACAGCUUGUAAAUGAUCCUGAGUCAAAGAUUGCAUUGAAAGAUGAGGACAAGGAAAAUGGUGGCACAAUAGAAGAUGGUCAGGGCAUCGUGGGGAGUCCAAGAUUACAAAAUGGGGUCAACGGAAACCAGUCUUCUGCACCAAACAGUCCUCGUAAUGGAGCAAACAGCCAGGAGCCUACACCAAGACCAACCACCAGGGAGUCUACCAGAAGCAAGGGGGUGGAUAGUGAAGACGCAAAGGAUGAUGAAACAGUCCAGAGGGAGUACGAUGAUGAAACCCUCGCUGUUCUUGACAUUGUCUUCCCUCCCUCUACCUUCCCAACCAUUGGGUUGUCCAGGCCAAGCACUCCUGAAGAAAAGGACUUGGAUAGAUAUACAAGUCUGAUUGACAAUGCGAUCAACCCAGACAUGGUAGCACCACUGAGUGAGGAGUGGAUACAGAACACGUACAGCUACAUCCCUCAGGAGCUACGGGAGGCCCAGGCUGACACACUCAGGCUGGUAACAGAGGAAGCAGAUGAAGAUUACCACCGGCAUGUACAGAAGGCUAUACUGGACUAUGUCCUACUGGAGCCAAAAGAACAGAGCAGACUGGGAAUCAGUCUUCCUCCAAAGCCCUCCAACCCUGCAGGCAGGGAGCAGUACCCGUGGCAUGAGAGUGUGAACGCAGCUCGAGACUUCAUGGAGAGGGAACUGUACAUCACCCACCCCAUCAUGAGGGAGAUCCUACAUGUCUGGGAGAUUGAGUACUCUACCUUCCGUUUGAUUGACAUCCCGGGACUUCAACGGGUGAUGCCCCUGACUUUGGAGGCCUUCCAGGAGCACAUAGAGACAUCCAGUCAGAGAGGUUCAGAGCUGCUGCAGAGUCGCUGGCUCACACAGUGUGCUGACAUCGUCACCAAACACAGGGACAGUCUGGAGGCAUCCAUGCCACAGGACGAGGUUGCUCGGAUGGAUGCAAUGGACCACUUCUUUGGUAGUGUGGCCUCCUUGAUGUCGUGUCUGUUACGGAGUGCUGUGCAUAAGUCUGUGUACGACCUAGUGGAACUGUUGGAGGACUAUGCUGAUGGGAAUGCCUACACUGGACACUACCCAGAGCAGAGACUAGGGCUGCCUACAAAGAUACAUCCCAUCAAGAUAUUCAUGACUCCGGCCAGAGAGACAGUCACAGCAUCCUUCUCCCCGUCCUUCCCAGAGGUGACCUUGGGGCUGUUCUCCAUGGUGGACAGCAUUGUGAAGAGCGUGUUCCAGCUGUCCCGGGUGGAACACUUGCUGUUCCAGGCUGUGGAGGACCUGGAGACCAAGUACAUCAGUACUGUCCUGCUGGAGGAGGAGACAGUCCAGGUAGCCAAGGAACGCAUCCGGAAAGUCAUCGACAACAACAGUCAUGGUCCUCUAAGUUACCGCUCGGUGUACUGGCCCUACAAGUACCUUCUCUCCAAAGACUCCGACUCCAAAGUGCAGACUUUCAUCAUGAAAGGCCCACCACUGAGGUACUAUGUUCAGGAGAUUGAGAAGCUGAAGACAAUGGCCUGGGACCUGGGCUCCUUCCCCAUCUAUGUACCCAUGCACCUGUUUCUCCUGGACUGCACAGAUCUCAACCAGUGGCUGAUCCAGAGAUCACGAGAGCUGGCUAACAUCAUGAUAGAGCACAUCAUGGCCACCAGUCGUAAGUUCAACCGUAGCAUCUGCCAACAGUAUGACGAGAUUGUGAAGAACAUAACAUCUCACACUGAGACCACCAAGGACCUGGUGGCCCUUCAGAGGUACAAUGAUGCCCUGAGGACAGGGGAACUCAUGGUACUCAGGGAAAAACUGGACAUUGCAGCAGGUAACCUGCUGUUCCUGAUGGAAUAUGCCUACCUGCCUAAGGAUGACAUCUACCUGAACCACAACACCUUCACCUGGCCGGAGAGGAUCCUACCUAUCAUCAGGAACAGUGAGAUGAGGCUGAUAAAGGAACAUGACAUGGCGGUACAGAAGCUGCUGAAGUGGCAGGUGGACUUUGUCAGCAGGCUGGAUGAGGUGGCCAAGCAGGUGAAGGACUUCCAGAAGAAGGACCGCAUGUCUGAGGCUCACAACUAUAUGGAGCUUCUACAGGAAAUCGGCAGGAAACUCAGAGAGUUUCAGGAAGAGAAAAAUGAGAUCAACAUGGAGGAGGUCCUAUUGGAGACAGGGGCUGUCACCCCCUACACACAGAUCCAGGAGAUCAUGAAGGCCAAGGAGCCGUAUGACCGGCUGUGGCAGGCUGCUGUCACCUUCCACUCCCAGCACGACAAGUGGAUGAACGGUCCCCUGCUGCAGGUUAAUGCUGAGGAGGUGGACGAGGAGGUUCAGAACCUAUGGCGCACCAGCUACAAGCUGACCAAGAUCUUCUCCCACCCUGACUACAUGGGCCCCCUGAGGGCCGCUGCCACCAUCAAGGCCAAACUGGAGAAGUUCAAGAUCAACAUGCCACUCAUCAGGGCCCUGUGUACCCCCGGUAUCAAGGACAGGCACUGGGACAUGAUGUCUGACCAGGUUGGGUUCAACAUCGCCCCUGAGCAGGAAACUCCCCUGUCUGAGGUGCUACAGAUGGGUCUGGAGAAGUAUGUGGAGGAACUGGCUGAGAUCAGCUCUCAGGCUGCCAAGGAGUAUGCCCUGGAGAAGGCUUUGGUGAAGAUGAAGAAGGACUGGGGGAAUAUCCACUUCAGCUUCGUGCAGUACAAAGACACAGGUAUCCCCAUCCUGGCUGCACUGGACGAUGUACAGGUACUACUAGACGACCACAUCGUCAAGACUGCCACCAUGAGAGGGUCUCCCUUCAUCGCUCCCUUUGAAACACAGAUAAAAGAGUGGGAGAACAGACUGCAUCGUAUGCGAGCCAUCAUCGAGUCGUGGCUGCAUGUCCAGGCCAGCUGGCUGUAUCUGGAGCCCAUCUUUGGCUCGGAGGACAUCCGCAGUCAGAUCCCCCGGGAGGGCAAGAUGUUUGAAACUGUGGACAAGCACUGGACAGGGAUCAUGAUGGAGUCAGUGAAGGACACCAACGCCCUGGUGGUGACGUCCCAGCCUGAGAUGCUGGAGAAGCUGCAUGAGGCGGAGUCUCUGCUGGAGGAGGUGCACAGGGGGCUCAAUGAGUACCUGGAGAAGAAAAGGCUUUUCUUCCCAAGGUUUUUCUUCCUUUCAAACGAUGAGCUCCUUGAGAUUCUCUCAGAGACUAAGGACCCCCUACGCGUACAGCCCCACCUGAAGAAGUGCUUUGAAGGCAUUGCCCAGUUGACCUUCACCCCUGACAAGGUCAUAACAGCCAUGGAGUCUGCAGAGAAGGAGCAGGUGACGUUGUGCAGGCAGAUCAUCCCGGCAGACGCCAAGGGGCUGGUGGAGAAAUGGCUCUACCAGGUAGAGGAAGUGAUGAAGUUGAGUCUGCGUGAGGUGAUGGAGAAGUCCAUCCAGGCCUACCCCACCACCCAGCGGGAGAAGUGGGUACUGCAGUGGCCAGGACAGGUGGUGCUGGCCACUGGGCAGAUCUUCUGGACAAGUGAGGUCACAGAGGCCAUGGCUAAACAAAAUGGAGUGAAGCAGUACAAGGAGACCUGUAACAGGCAGAUUGAGGACAUUGUGAAGUUGGUGCGGGGAGAACUGACAAAGAUGAGCAGGAUCACCCUGGGGGCACUCAUCACCAUCGAUGUCCAUGCACGAGAUGUGGUGACCAGCCUUUGUGAUCAAGGAGUCACCAGCUCCAAUGACUUUCAGUGGAUCAGCCAACUAAGAUACUACUGGGAGAAGAAGCUAGUCCAAGUGCGCAUGAUCACCACUACUGUACCGUAUGCCUACGAGUACUUGGGGAACACAACUCGUUUGGUCAUCACACCACUCACGGACAGGUGCUACAGAACCCUGAUGGGAGCCCUGCUGUUGAACCUGGGUGGAGCUCCUGAGGGUCCAGCUGGUACAGGCAAGACUGAGACAUGUAAGGACCUGGCCAAGGCUGUGGCCAAACAGUGUGUGGUGUUCAACUGCUCAGAUGGGCUGGACUACAAGGCCAUGGGGAAGAUGUUCAAGGGACUGGCUCAGUCUGGAGCCUGGGCCUGCUUUGAUGAGUUCAACCGCAUUGAGUUGGAGGUACUUUCUGUGGUGGCCCAGCAGAUCCAGACCAUCCAGCGGGCAGUGAGUGAACACCUGAAGGUGUUUGUGUUUGAGGGCACAGAGCUGUCCCUGGACCCCUCCUGUACCAUCUUCAUCACCAUGAACCCUGGGUACGCUGGCAGGGCAGAACUACCAGAUAACCUCAAGGUGUUGUUCCGUACUGUGGCUAUGAUGGUGCCAGACUAUGCCCUGAUCAGUGAGAUCUCCCUGUACUCCAUGGGGUUUGUGGAUGCCCCCAGUCUGGCACACAAGAUUGUGGCUACCUACAGGCUCUGUUCAGAGCAGUUGUCCUCUCAGCACCACUAUGACUACGGGAUGCGAGCGGUGAAGGCCGUGCUGACAGCAGCCGGGAACCUCAAGCUUCGCCAUCCCGACCAACCAGAGAACGUUCUGGUUCUCAGGUCAAUUAACGAGGUCAACCUACCAAAGUUCCUGUCCCAUGACAUCCCCCUGUUUGAGGGGAUCAUCUCCGACCUGUUCCCAGGAGUGGUCAUGCCGAAGCGAGACUUGGGCAGCCUGGAGACUGGUCUGAUCAGUAACAUCCGCAGCAGGGGGCUGCAGCCAGUUCCUUGGUUCAUAGAGAAGAUUGUUCAGAUCUAUGAGAUGAUCCUGGUACGACAUGGGUUGAUGAUAGUUGGAGACCCCCUGGGUGGCAAAACAAGUGCAUUCAAGGUUCUUGCUGGGGCUCUAGCAGAUCUGGAGAAAGAGGGAUAUGAGGAAAACAGGGUUGAAUACUGCAUAAUGAACCCCAAAGCUGUCACCAUGGGCCAGUUGUAUGGACAGUUUGACCCUGUAUCACAUGAGUGGUCUGAUGGUGUGCUGGCUAAUGUGUUCAGAGACCAUGCCACCAGUGUGACAGACUACAGGAAAUGGAUCAUCUUUGAUGGGCCGGUAGAUGCUGUCUGGAUCGAGAACAUGAACACAGUGUUAGAUGAUAACAAAAAGCUGUGCUUGAUGUCUGGAGAGAUCAUUCAGAUGAGCCCAAAGCAGAACAUGAUCUUUGAACCAAAAGACCUGGAGCAGGCUUCCCCAGCUACUGUCAGCAGAUGUGGCAUGAUCUACAUGGAGCCAUCCCAGCUGGGUUGGAGACCGCUGGUGACAUCAUGGCUGCAGCUCAGCCUGCCUGAGAGUCUGACCAAGGCUCAGGCCAAGACUGUGGAGUUGAUGUUUGAAUGGCUGCUGCCUCCCUGUCUGCACUUUGUGCAGAAGUCAUGUCACCAGUUAGUGAGAAUCACCCCCAUGCACAUGACCAUGUCCAUGCUCAACCUCUACUCCAUCCUACUGGAUGAUCUCAAGCAACUUGUCAGUGAAGAUAAUGAUGAUGAUGAGUGGACUAAUGAUGACAACAUGACUGAGAGUGAAGCUGCUGAGCCUGCCAAACAGUCCGUAUCUGAUGCCAAGUUACAGGAGGAACGUACCAACAUGAUCAUCUGUCACUUCUUGUUUGCCCUGGUCUGGUCAGUGGGAGGGGCAGUGGACACUUCAUCCCGAGAGCUGUUUGGUGAGUUCUUCAGAGGCCUUUGUGACUCUGAGACAGGAAAAGGCAAAAAUCCAAGGCCCAAAGAUCUGAAGAUAGCCCGCAGUUUGUUCAUGCCCAAGAAGGACAGUGUGUACGACUUUGUGUUCAUGAGGAAGAACAACUUCGGGUCCUGGUUCAAGUGGCAGAGCCUGGUACAACAAGUGGACAUAGCAGAGAAAGCACAGGCAAGUGAAAUUAUCGUCCCAACCGUGGAAACAGAGCGACAGAGGUUCUUCCUCUCAUGGUUCAUCACGCGCGAGGUUCCCCUCCUCUUCGUGGGUCCGACAGGGACGGGGAAGUCUGCCAUCACCAACAGCUUCCUGCUGGGUCUGAGUAAAGACCGCUACAUGAUCAACAUCGUCAACUUCUCUGCACAGACAUCUGCCAACCAGACACAAGAUAUCAUCUUCUCAAAACUGGACAGGAGAGGCAAAGGUGUGUACGGGCCCCCACCAGGCAGGAAGUGUGUUGUGUUUGUGGAUGACCUGAACAUGCCAGCCAAGGAGAAGUAUGGAGCCCAGCCACCGAUAGAGAUCCUCAGGCAGUAUGUGGACCAUGGGUACUGGUUUGACAGGAAAGAUACCAGUAAGGUUCAGCUGAAGGACCUGAUCAUGCUGUCAGCCAUGGGACCUCCGGGAGGGGGGCGCAACACGGUCACCUCACGCUACCUACGCCACUUCAACAUCAUCUCCAUCGACUCUUUUGACCAGGAGACCAUGAAGAACAUCUUCUCCCCUCUCCUGGACUGGCACUUCAACAGGGGCUUUGAAACUGGCCUGAAGAGGUUUUCCAGGAUCAUGACAUGGGCCACCACCGAGGUGUUCUCCCAAGCCGUCACCAACUUCCUGCCCACCCCCUCCAAGUCCCACUACCUGUUCAACCUGCGAGACUUCUCCAGAGUGGUGCAGGGUGUGCUGCUGCUCAGUGCAGAGUCUAUGUGUGGAGGGAAGGAGGCAGAGUACAAGCUGAUCAGGCUCUGGGUCCAUGAGGUGUACAGAGUGUUCUAUGAUCGACUGGUGGACGAUGAGGAUCGCCAAACAUUCUUUGGCAUUGUUAAGAACGUGGUGCAGACCCAGUUUAAGGAGAAGAUGAACCAGGUGUUUGGCCACCUGUCUGUGUCAAAGGAAGUGCAGGAUGACGACAUCAGGAGCCUGUUCUUUGGGGACUUCAUGACACCAAAGGAUGAGGGGAGAAGAUACGAUGAAAUCAUGAACAUGGAGGAAUUAAGAAUGACUAUGGAGAAGUUCCUAGAAGACUACAACACCAUGAGUAAGGCUCCCAUGGACCUGGUCAUGUUCAAGUUUGCCAUUGAACACAUCUCACGGAUCAGCAGGGUCCUAAAGCAGCCUAACGGCCACGCACUGCUUGUGGGAAUCGGAGGCAGUGGCCGUCAGAGUCUGACCCGUCUGGCUGCCUUCAUGGCGGACUAUGAGCUGUACCAGGUGAACGUCAGUAAGACCUACACGGCUCAUGACUGGAAAGAGGACCUGAAGAAGAUGAUGAGGAGAGCAGGAGAAGAGGGCGUGCACUCUGUCUUCCUGUUUGCUGACCAUCAAAUCAAGGACGAGUCCUUCCUGGAGGAUGUGAACAUGAUUCUGAACACAGCAGAUAUUCCAAACCUAUAUGAGAAUGAGGAGAGGUUGGAAAUCAUAGAGAAGAUGCAGCAGUUGGUUCAGACAGAGCAGCAGCAGAUUGAGACCACCCCGCUCAACAUGUACAAUAAGUUUAUAGAGCGUGUGCGGCGCCACCUGCACGUUGUGCUGGCCUUCAGCCCCAUUGGCGACGCCUUCAGAAACCGUCUGCGGAUGUUCCCCUCCCUCAUCAACUGCUGCACUAUUGACUGGUUUAAGGCAUGGCCCGAGGAUGCCCUGGAACUGGUAGCUAACAAGUUCCUGGAUGAAGUGGAGAUGUCCCAGGAGGUGCGGGACGAGGCUGUGGUGAUGUGUAAACACUUCCACCAGAGUGUCAGGGCACUCUCUGACAGGUUCUUUGCAAGUCUAAGAAGGAGGAACUAUGUGACUCCCACCUCCUACCUGGAGCUAAUAAAGACCUUCAAGUCCCUGCUGGAGACCAAACGACUGGAGAUCCUGACUCUGAAGAACAGGUACACUGUCGGGCUGGAGAAACUGGACUUCGCUUCAUCUCAGGUGAGUGUGAUGCAGCAGGAGUUGAUUGACCUGCAGCCACAGCUGGAGAACAGCAAACGGGAGACAGAAGAGCUGCUGGAGAUCAUUGCACAGGAGUCUGUGGAGGUGGAGGAGGUGAAGAAAGUGGUGGAAGCUGAUGAGGCAGAGGCUAACAAGGCUGCCAGUGAGGCACAGGCCAUCAGGGAUGAGUGUGAAGACAAGUUGGCCAUCGCCAUGCCUGCCAUGAAUGCCGCCAUCGCUGCACUGAACACCCUGAAGCAGCAGGACAUCACCCUGGUCAAACACAUGCAGAACCCUCCUCCUGGGGUCAAACUGGUCAUGGAGUCCAUCUGUAUCCUCAAGGGUGUUAAAUCUGAGAGGAAGACAGACUCCAAUGGGAAGCCUUACGAAGACUACUGGCCUGCUGCUAAAAGGAUGCUGGGUGACUUGAAGUUCUUGGACAGUCUCAAACAGUAUGACAAAGACCACAUCCCCGACCCAGUUAUAAAGAAGAUCAGGGAUAAUUACAUCAGCAACCCUGACUUUGACCCUGCCAUCAUCAAAAAUGUGUCGUCAGCCUGCCAGGGUCUGUGCAGCUGGGUCCGGGCUAUUGAAGUCUACAGUAGGGUGGCAAAGGUGGUAGCACCAAAGCGGGAGAGUCUGAAAGAAGCAGAGGGAAUUCUGGGAGUCCAGAUGGAGAAGCUGAAGGAGAAGAGGGCGGAGCUUAAGCAGGUGACGGACAAGCUGGACCUGCUGAACGAACAUCUGAGACAGAAAAUGAAUGACAAAAAGCAACUGGAAGACAACAUUGAGUUGACCAAGGUGAAGCUGAUCCGUGCAGAAAAGCUGAUCUCCGGUCUGGGUGGAGAGAAGGAACGCUGGACCCAGUUGGUACAUCAGCUGACAGACACCUACCAGAACAUCGUGGGAGACGUGCUGCUGUCAGCAGGGGUGGUCGCCUACCUCGGACCCUUCACACUCUCCUUCAGACAGGAUAUCCUUGGUGAAUGGUACAGCAUGUGUCAUGAGAAGGGAAUCCCCGUGUCAGACAAGUUCUCCCUCUCACAAACCCUGGGAGAUCCGGUCAAGGUCCGCGACUGGCAGCUGGCCGGGCUGCCCAAUGACUCAUUCUCAGUGGACAAUGCCAUAAUUGUCAGCAAUGCAAAGCGGUGGCCACUGAUGAUUGACCCUCAGGGCCAGGCCAACAAGUGGGUGAAAAACCUGGAGAAACCCAACAAACUGCACAUCAUCAAGCUGAGCGAUGCCAUGUACACACGCACACUGGAGAACUGUAUACAGUUUGGGAACCCCGUCCUGUUAGAGAAUGUUGGAGAGGAGUUGGACCCAGUCCUGGAACCUCUGCUGCUCAGACAGACCUUCAAACAGAGCGGGAUGGACUACAUCAGGCUGGGAGAAAACGUCAUUGAGUACAGCAGGGACUUCAAGUUUUACAUCACAACCAGGAUGAGAAACCCACACUACCUACCAGAGACAUCAGUCAAGGUGACGUUGCUGAACUUCAUGAUCACUCCCCCUGGACUGGAGGACCAGUUGCUGGGGAUCGUCGCGGCCAAGGAGAAACCCAAACUGGAGGAGGAGAAGAGUGAGCUCAUCCUGGAGGGGGCUCGGAACAAGAAACUCCUCAAGGAGAUAGAGGACAAGAUUCUAGAAGUCUUGGCAACAUCUCAAGGCAAUAUCCUUGAGGAUGAGACUGCCAUAGAGAUCCUGUCCUCCAGCAAGGCUCUGAGUCAGGAGAUCAGUGAGAAACAGGAGGUGGCCUCACGGACAGAACGGGAGAUUGAUGAUACCAGGAAUGGAUACAAGCCGGUUGCCAAGCACUCCUCUGUCCUGUUCUUUGCCAUCUCAGACCUGGCCAACAUUGAGCCCAUGUACCAGUACAGCCUCACCUGGUUCAUCAACCUAUAUCUACAGUCCAUCCUGAACAGUGCUCCAUCUUCUGUACUAGAGGAGAGAAUCACCAACCUCAACAACCACUUCACAUAUAGCAUCUACCAGAACGUGUGCAGGUCCCUGUUUGAGAAGGACAAGCUCCUAUUCUCCUUCCUACUGUCCAUUGGGCUAGCCAGGAUGGUGGAAGGGGCAGUAGAUGAGGAUGAGUGGAGGUUCCUCCUGACUGGGGGUGUUGCCCUUGACAACCCUUAUCCUAACCCUGCUCCUGAUUGGUUGAAAGACAAGUCCUGGAAUGAGAUUGUGAGGUGUUCAGAUCUCACUGCAUUCCAAGGUUUCAUGCAGCAUUUCAAAUCCAAUUUGGGAGCCUGGAAGAGCAUCUAUGACUCCAACUGCCCCCAUGAGGAGGAGCUACCUGCACCCUGGAACAGUAAACUCAGUUUUCUGGAGAAGGCUAUUGUGUUACGGUGCAUCCGGCCAGACAAGGUUGUUCCAGUUGUACAGAAGUUCAUAGUGACCAGGAUGGGGCAGGCGUAUGUGGAGCCCCCGACCUUUGACCUGUCGCUGAGCUACGCCGACUCCAGCCACUUUUCACCCCUCAUCUUUGUGCUGUCCCCCGGUGCUGACCCAAUGGCAGGACUCGUCAAAUUCGCUGAAGAGAAAGGAAUGGGAGGUUCCAGGCUACAGACUAUCUCCCUGGGCCAGGGGCAGGGACCAAUCGCAGAGAAGAUGAUUGAGAAGGCUGUUGCUGAGGGGACCUGGGUAGUCCUGCAGAACUGUCACUUAGCUGUGAGCUGGCUGCCAGAACUGGAGAGAAUUUGUGAGGAGGUGAUCACAGAUCCAGAGAAGACAAAGUCAGAGUUCCGGUUAUGGCUGACGUCCUACCCCUCCCCAGCCUUCCCUGUCUCAGCUCUGCAGAAUGGUGUGAAGAUGACAAAUGAACCACCCAAAGGUCUGAAGGCCAACCUGCUCAGGUCCUACCUGAAUGAUCCCAUCAGUGACCCAGACUUCUUCAAUGGAUGCAAUAAACCUAAGCAUUGGCAGAAGCUGCUGUUUGGUCUGUGCUUCUUCCACGCUCUGGUCCAGGAGCGGCGUAACUUCGGUCCCCUCGGGUGGAACAUUCCGUACGAGUUCAACGAGUCCGACCUCAGGAUCAGCGUCAAGCAGCUGCAGAUGUUCCUCAAUGACUACGACAAGGUUCCGCUGGACGCCCUGACGUAUCUAACCGGGGAGUGUAACUACGGAGGCCGGGUGACCGACGAGCGUGACCGUCGCCUGCUCACCAGCAUACUGGCCAUCUUCUACUGCCCGCAAAUCACCCAGGACGAUCAGUACAAGCUGUCCCCAAGCGGGCUGUACUACGCACCUUCGCAAGGUAGCUACGACUCCUUUGUUGAGUACGUGCGAGCGUUGCCGUGGACGCCCCACCCCGAGGUGUUUGGUCUCCAUGAGAACGCAGACAUCUCGAAGGAACAGCAGGAGACGCAGCAGCUACUGGACGGGAUUCUGCUGACCCAGCCUCGCCAGGCAGCGGGUGGAGGAAAGUCUGCCGAGGACCUCAUCCUAGAACUGGCCUCCGACAUCCUCUCCAAGAUCCCUCCGAACUUCAACUUGGAACAAGUGCAGACCAAGUAUCCAGUGCGUUAUGAGGAGUCCAUGAACACUGUGCUGGUUCAGGAGCUGAUCCGGUUCAACCGCCUCAUCACCGUGAUCCGCACUAGUCUGCAGGACAUCCGCAAGGCCACCAACGGGCUGGUCGUCAUGUCCUCCGAACUGGAGGACGUGUUCGACAGCAUGAUGGUGGGAAAGAUCCCAGCCAUGUGGGCUUCUAAGUCCUACCCAUCUCUCAAACCACUGGGCAGCUACAUCGCUGACCUGAUCGCCAGGCUGCAGUUCUUCCAGCUGUGGGUAGAUGGCGGUCCUCCCCACGUGUUCUGGUUAUCGGGCUUCUACUUCACCCACUCCUUCAUGACUGGUGCCAUACAGAACUAUGCCAGGAAGUACAAGAUCCCCAUCGACCACCUGGCCUUCGAGUUCUUUGUCCAGAAGGAGGAGAGGAAGAUGCCAGGCAAACCGACUGAUGGAGUGUAUGUAAGAGGCCUGUUCCUCGAGGGUGCACGUUGGGACCGGCAGAAAGGACUUCUAGCAGAGUCUCUACCCAAAAUCCUGUAUGACACGUUGCCAGUCAUAUGGCUGAAACCAGGGAAGAUAUCAGAAAUCACAGAAAAGGCAACCUAUGAGUGUCCAGUGUAUAAGACAAGUGCACGGCGUGGGACCCUCUCAACGACUGGUCACUCCACUAACUACGUGCUGAGUAUCCAGCUGCCAACUGACCAACCACAGGACCACUGGAUCAUCCGUGGUGUGGCUGGACUCUGUCAGCUCAACGAUUAGUUCCAAUGUCAUAGUGCAAGAACCUAAAUAUUAGGAUAGCUAUCAAAAGAAAUUCUUAACAAAGUCCUGUUCUCCACAUUACAGGUAUCAACUUGACUUAAAGACUACAGAUAGAUCUGUAACAAAAUUUUGUACCUAUCUACAACUCAUCAGUAAAUACAUGUGCCUAUAAAUCUAUAUGUGCAUUGUGUUAACUACCUCCAAUAUUCUCAGUCAGCAGCAUCUAAUUUUGCUGGUAACACACACUUUUGUUUGGAAUGUUGAUUUGAACCUUCAACUGCAAUAUCAUUGACCUAACAUUCAUAUGACCUG